Culex quinquefasciatus (southern house mosquito) is the source of this 1226-nucleotide messenger RNA. RefSeq lists its product as uncharacterized. The record is from RefSeq and is a predicted model, not a curated record. The transcript is spliced from 5 exons. Bases 69 to 1226 code for a protein of 385 amino acids. NCBI's taxonomy places the organism in Eukaryota, Metazoa, Arthropoda, Insecta, Diptera, Culicidae.
AAAAAAAAGUAAAGCAAUAAAAUCGAAACUUUUGGAGUCCAUUUGAUGUUCAUUCUGCGAGAUUCAUUAUGCCACUUCAACAAGUCAUUCAAUCAUUCGAUAUCAACAACCGGAGAAAAAUGUUUGAAAUUCUGAAAAGGUCAUGGAAUUCACAAGAAACUCCACCGUGGUUCAAUGAAUUGAUAACCGAGACCAUUGAAAUCUAUAAGCAAAAAAGUGAACAGUUACCCGCAAGUGACAAUGAACUUUCCGAGUUUCACGAGCAAGUAAUGUCACUUAACUAUGAACUCGGAUUGCUUUGGGAAAAUUAUUGGUCUGAAUAUGAGUUUGAUCUAGCAACUGUGCGAAAUUAUUUGCAAAAAUGCAUCGAAUAUUUCGAAAAACUUCCCAACGAUUAUGUAGACCCUGCCAUGAAGAUCGACCGGGAUGAAGCGGCAAAUAUUCUUUCGGACAUUAAUGAAAACAAUCAGAAGCUGCAAACAUCACUAGUCGAGUCCAGCCCUUUGGAACGCAUUCAACUUUUAAUCAACCUCGGGCAAUUGCCGGAAAACGACAUCAUUCCGGAAAAUUUGAAAACAAUCUCAGACCAGAAACAGGAAGUUCUUCUGCAGCAAAUUCGAUGCAUGCAACUUGCGCGACUUAUCAAUACCAUGGAGGAAGAUGAGCUAUUUACGAGCUUCCAAGGCGCCGAACUAAACGACGAGCAGGCUUCCACUUUGAUGAACGCCCGUCAACUGGCGACCACGAAUCAGCUACCAACCGAUGAUUGCGGUGAAGACGUUAAUGAACGUCUGAUUUACGGAGCUGUGAAGGAGCGAAUUUUACAAAUGAUUAGAAGUGAAAUAAGAGAAAACAAAGCGUCAUUGACACAGGUUAAAACCAACAUUGAGGAAUACUUCAAAACGAAACUCGGUCUGCCAAAAGAAAGUUUUCUCUUCAAUCCAUUCCAUCUCAAACACUGUAAAACUACAAAAAUCUGCCUCAGGUUUGGCCACCGUAAUCCGAUUUCGAUUCCAGCAGCUGCUCGGCGCCGCGACCCCGGAAGAACCCAAUGCAUAGCCUUAAUCGCGGCUACAGUUGAACCGUUUGUGAUAUGUCUAGGAAAACUCAUUAAGGCCGGGUGUGAAAUUGAGCUCACCUCGACGGACGCGUCCGUGAAGCCGCACAUUCGAGAGAGAGGUUGCAAUCUUCAAACAAAUCACUCCCGCAGUUCAACGUGGGGAUAA